CAAACCCCCCCCCCUCGUAGCUCCGACGGCAGCGACGCCGGAAUUCCCCAAAUCCCAAAAAACCCCCCAAAAACCGCGUCCGACCUCGUCCGUAUUUAUGCCGGAAGCGGCUCCGACGGAGCCCCCGGAUCGUCCUGGAUGGUCCCUCCGGGCCCUUCCCGGGUUUUCCCGGCUCAUCCCACGUGGUUCCCACAUCCAGAUUAUCCCGGGUCGGUCCCGGAUCAUCCCAGGUAGUUCCCAGAUCCGGAUCAUCCUGGAUGGUCCUUCCAGGCCCUUCCAGGGUUUUCCCGGCUCAUCCCGGGUGGUUCCUGGAUCCGGAUUGUCCUGGGUCAGCCCUGGAUCCUCCUGGAUCAUCCCGGGUGGUUCCCAGAUCCGGAUUGUCCCGGGUCGGUCCCGGAUCAUCCCACGUCGUUCCCAGAUCCGGAUUGUCCUGGGUUGGUGCCGGAUCCUCCUGGAUCAUCCCGGGUGGUUCCCAGAUCCGGAUUGUCCUGGGUCGGUCCCGGAUCCUCCUGGAUCAUCCCGGGUGGUUCCCAGAUCCGGAUUGUUUCGGGUCGGUCCUGGAUCCUCCUGGAUCAUCCCGGGUGGUUCCCGGAUCCAGAUUGUCCUGGAUGGUCCCUCCGGGCCCUUCCCGGGUUUUCCUGGCUCAUCCCACGUGGUCCCAGAUCCGGAUUGUCCCGGGUUGGUCCCGGAUCCUCCUGGAUCAUCCCGGGUGGUUCCCAGAUCCAGAUUGUCCCAGGUUGGUCCUGGAUCCUUCUGGAUAAUCCCAGGUGGUUCCCGGAUCCGGAUUGUCCCAGGUUGGUCCUGGAUCAUCCCACAUGGUUCCCAGAUCCGGAUUGUCCUGGAUGGUCCCUCUGGGCCCUUCCCGGGUUUUCCUGGCUCAUCCCAGGUGGUCCCAGAUCCGGAUUGUCCCGGGUCGGUCCUGGAUCCUCCUGGAUCAUCCCAUGUGGUUCCCAGAUCCGGAUUGUCCCGGGUCAGUCCCGGAUCCUCCUGGAUCAUCCCAUGUGGUUCCCAGAUCCGGAUUGUCNGCCAGGAAUGGCCUGGAACGGCUGAGGCUGGCUGGGAAGGACCGGGAAUAACAGCCAGGAAUGGAUGA
This is a messenger RNA of Lepidothrix coronata (blue-crowned manakin), 1093 nucleotides long. RefSeq names its product endo-1,4-beta-xylanase B-like. The transcript is spliced from 3 exons. The record is from RefSeq and is a predicted model, not a curated record. Lineage: Eukaryota; Metazoa; Chordata; Aves; Passeriformes; Pipridae. Bases 98 to 1093 code for a protein of 331 amino acids.